CAAAGUGAAUCACAUUAAUACCAACAAUCACUGGAGAUAUCUGUUUUAUGAUGCUUAUUAAUUGUCAUCUAUGCUACUUCUACUACAAUCAUUGUUGUGAUGCUGUCUUCUUCCACUUCAAGCCAAUGUAUGACAUGAUGCUUGAUCUACAAAAACAUAAAGCCUCUAACUAUAGUUUCCAUUUCCAAUGCGACCAGAAAUGCUUUAAAAACCUAAGGAUUUGAUAUGUUAGUAAAAUUCAUCAAUAAAUUCUUUUGGUUCUUGUGAUAUUUUCUAUAUUGUCUACCACGGAAAGGUUCCAUGGAAGGGAUUAUUAAUUUCACUAGACGACACUCUUGGAAAUGUAAGGGCCAUAUCCUUUUACAUUAAAUCUAGGUGUCCAGCAUCAGGGUACCAUCCUACUAUUCAUCCAUAAUUGUUAUUUCUUAGUUUGAUAUACAUAUCCUUUUAGUUGCGAGUGGUGGUCAGACCAACUAUAUUAUAUGGGGCGAAGUGUUGGCCAGUCAAGCCCUCCCGUAUCCAGAAGAUGUGAAUGGUAGAGAUGAGGAUGUUGAGCUGGAUGUGUAGAUAUACCAUGAGAGAUAACAUUACGAGCGAAGGUAUUCGGGGCAAGGUAUGAGUGGUUCUCGUGGAAGAUAAGAUGUGGGAAGUGAGGUUGAGGUGAAGAGGAGAGGUGUGGAUCCCUGGUUAGCAGUUGUAAGAGGUUAGCAGUGGUAGGCUUGAGGAGUGGUGGACGUAGGCUUGAGGAUGAGGUGAUUAAGCAGGAUAUUGUGCAACUUCAGCUCACGAAGGACACGACCCUUAAAAGGAGGCUGUGAAGGUCAAUGAUUAGGGUAGAAGCAGGUCAGCAACUUAUGGCAAGGACAAAACAUCGACAGUCUGUACCUGUUCCUAAAACUAAGAAAGAUAGUCUGGGACCUUCACAGGUAAACCACCUGGAUGAAGAUAGCUGGAUAAUAGUCAAGAAGCAGAAAGUUACAAUAUUGGUCCCACAGCUACCUGCUCCUAAGCAGUCCGUGGUGCAUAAUGCUGGAGAAAACCUGAUACAUGUACCACCGAUUAAACCUACUGAUAAUCGACCACAUCAAGUUGAGAUGCAUACUGAAGCUCAGGUAGUUUGUAAAAGGGAGGUGCCAAAGUCUUUGGCACCUGAAGUUAUUAUACCAACAGCUGCCGUAGUAGUUCCACAAAUAAUUUCUCAGUUCCCAAGACCAUUAAGGCAAAGUGAAAGGGAACGUUUAGAAAGUCGACCAAUGCCUAGUUUCAAAACUAAUAAAAGGACUGGUGUUUGCUCCACCUCUAAGAUUACCAAGCCAUCAAUUAUUACUGCUGAUAGGGGUACGAUGAUUAAUAAAAGAAUAAGAGCAAUUAAUCUUGAGCGCAAGCUUGAAAGUGCUGGAGGCUUAAGAAGUUGGCUGGUAUCAAGGGGCUUUGAACAUUUUGUGAACAUCUUUCAGACCAAGAGUAUUAACAAGUAUCAAUUGGCAAAUCUAACCAUGGAAAAGCUCAAGGAGAUGGGUUCGCACGCUGUUGGUCCUCGGAGAAAACUGAUACAUGCUAUUGACUGCCUUUGUCGUCCAUGCUGUUUUGAUCAUCCAAAUCUCACGAGACGAGAUGGAUUUGUCAAAUGAGAUGCUACUAGUACAGAUUAUUUUACUCUAAAUGUUCAUUACAAACUGAUCAGGCAUGUGCAACAAAGAGGUAGAGUUGUUACUGUGUCUUGAAAAUUUUUCAGAUCUUUAAUUUGGUGCCACUUGCCUAUAGAAGUAUAACAUAAUGCAUUGAACCUCUUAACUGAAAAAUCUUUGAUUUGGUGCUGCUGCAUCUAUCAAUGAGGUGAGAUCAAGAACAUUAAAAUA
Molecule: messenger RNA, 1859 nt
Organism: Solanum pennellii
Lineage: Eukaryota; Viridiplantae; Streptophyta; Magnoliopsida; Solanales; Solanaceae
Exons: 2
Coding region: 825-1631 (268 amino acids)
Molecular function (GO): protein binding
Source: RefSeq, a predicted model, not a curated record